AUGUCAAUUUCUUUUGCACUUGAAGGUUUGCUAGGUCCUCCAUAUCCCCCUUCCAAACCUGAGUGUCACAUUCCAUGUGAUGAAAUCUGCGGGGUUGAUAUUCACUGUAAUUGGAAUCACAGAUUUGAUCCCCGGGUCUCCACAAACUACAGUCUACACUGGGAAACAGCACACAAUGUAGUGGACCAUGUGAAUACAGGGACCAGUUUAAGUGGGCUAAUCGGCCGUGAACACCUUUCCAUGUAUAGUGAACUUCCUGUUUGGGUCCAGGCUGAGAGCAAAUAUGGUUCUGCCAAAUCCCAAGUAGUUGUCUUCAACACAGGCAACCUUGCUUUGCUCUUUGCCCCCCGCCCUAUUCCCCUCCAGAAGAUUCCAAUUUCUCAAGCUCACGGCCAAAUUUUGGGAUAUGAAGUUAAGCUGUCCUCCAACCACAACAUGACUGAAUUAGUGAAUAUUUCCAUCGCUGAGCCAAGGGGCUUGUUGGUCUGUGAUGAGCACCAAUGCUACCUCAACUCUUCUUUAAAGAGUGUGUCAUCAGCAAGUGUGUCAGCCUACAAUGCCCAUGGGGCGACAAUGCACUCCUACCUUCCAAUUCCAGAGCCAGGUAAAGCUAGAGGUGAGGACUUUAUUAAUGUCACGAUGAAUACAGAGAACCUCACAAUCUCUUGGGAUCCUUCCUUUUGGCUCCCUGACGCCAAAUCAAUCGACGAAUAUGUGGUCCAAUACAAACAAGCAGGGUGUCAUUUGGGGAAAGGAUUUGACUGGAUCAGAGUGAAUAAAAGCUGUACUUCAGUUACAUUUACAGCAGUGUACAAUGUGAGCGCUUCCCCUCAGGAUGGAAAUAAAACACUUGAGCUGCUAAACCUCAGUGCAAAUCAGGAGUACGAAGUUUGGAUCCAGGCUGUGACUGCAGCUGGACCAGGAGCCAAUGUCACCACCAGUUUCAUCACAACGCAACCAGAGCACCUUGAGCUCAAAUCAAAAUGCUCGUGUACUAGUCUUAGCAUUAGCACCACCUUGCGCAACGUGUUCAACAAGUUUGCAGCUAUAUUUAGUGAACAUCACCACUUCAUCUACGAAUGGUAA
Nerophis lumbriciformis (worm pipefish) is the source of this 1086-nucleotide messenger RNA. Lineage: Eukaryota; Metazoa; Chordata; Actinopteri; Syngnathiformes; Syngnathidae. The record is from RefSeq and is a predicted model, not a curated record.